GGCGUUUAGACACAGUACCGCGAUACAUGUCAAAUUUGAGAAUCCCUGCGUGACGUCAGGCCUUGGUUACCCCGGGGUAUCAUGCUUAGCAACGACAUGGUGAUCGUGUGGAUGCGGGAUGGCCGGGGAGGCUGUGGAAGAUGGAUAGUCCCCAUUUUUCUGACCUAGGACCUGCUCGGAGUCUUAGGAACCGGCCUCCGAGGUGAUUGUGAUGAAAGCAUUGUAACAGCAGAUGGCGUCAUAGUGUAUCAUGGUUACCAUGGCGACUGGAAUUCAGACCCGCACAUUCGAGAAUCAUUCCUAAAGGGCAGAGUAGGAACCCUGACCUCUGUAUUUCUGCUCAGCUUAUGCUGUCUUGGUUUUCAGACUCCAAACUCAGACUGGAAAGAACGGCUUCAGUUUAUGGUUGACCCCACCCCUCAAAUGCAGAUGUGCCUGCUAGAGAAUGUGCAGAUGUUCUACAUAAUUUUCAUCCAGCAAGAUGGCGGGAGUGAAGCUCUGUGAACCAACUGAACUGUAUAACAUACUGAACCAGGCAGUGAAGCAUUCCAGGUUGACAGAGCCAAACUAUUUAUGUUUGUUGGAUGCUCGUACUAAGCGGGAGUACUACGCAAGUCACCUGAUAACAGCCAUAAAAGUGAAACAGAACCUGUUGGGCAAAUACACACUUCCGCAUUCCGUUGAGUUGGAGUGUGUCCGAUACUGUGUGGUGUAUGAUGGCAAUACAGAUACGUUGGAAGCUGCUUUUGACAUGGAUUAUGACUUACCAGAACUGGAUGAAGAACUACAAGACUGCGAAGGAGAUCCCGAAACCUUGAUAGAAAAACGCAGAUUGUCGCCUAAAUUUAAUGCCAAAAGCGGAUCUGCCGCACGCUGUGCCAGAGUCUUGCAGCGGUUUACCCGCUUCCCUGUGUGGGUCCUGAGAGGCGGGUAUGAGCGCUUCACCGCCUGUUAUCAUUUCUUGAAAACGGAGAAGGUAUCCUGGAUGCCUCGGGAGCUAGAGGAGAUCCUGCCUUAUCCCGUUGAGAUCGUUCCGAGUAAGGUUUACAUGGGAGACUACAUACAAGCCUGUAAUCGGCAGAUGCAGAAGGAUCUGAGAAUCGUGGCCCACGUCAAUGUUUCCGGGAAGAUGGACAUACUCUUCCCAGAAGAUAGUGAGAACAUCCUUAAUGUACCCAUUCCAGAUUCUCCAGAGGGGAAUAUGCUCCCAUACUUUGGUAAAAUUAGCCACUUCAUCGAUCGUCGUGCGCGUCAUGGAGGUGUCCUGGUUUUCUCUGAGUUAGGAAUAAGCCGGUGCAGCGCUGCAAUAUUGGCCUAUCUUAUCCAUUCGCACAACCUUAACUUAAAGAAUGCUUGGAGCUGCCUCCAGAAGUGCAAAAUGAACAUGCGGCCAAACCGGGCACUUGUGCAACAGCUGUCAGCGUGGGAAUCCAAGUUGUUCAUGACAAAAAUCACGAAUAUCUCUGAGCCAUUUUACUGACCAAAGGCAGCUGGCAAAGAAGGGUUCCAGAAUACUGAUUGUAGGAACAAUUGUCUUGUGUCUGUGUGUGUGUAUGGGAGGGGUGCUUUUAGGAAUUUUUAAAAAAAUCUCUUUACAGUCGUUUUUAUGAUUUUAUCAUGAAUCAUUUUGAAUCUGUGCUGGAGGCAGUAUUAAGGUUGAGUUUUACGGAGGAAUAAAUGGGUGAGCUUGGAUCCAGACUAAAUUUUUCCGUCGAUGGAAGGCUCCUCUGCCAAUGGGAUUAAAGUUUGAAACUCCGCCCCCCUCAAAAAAAACCUUGCUCCUGAGGGACAGGGAACCAUUUUGCAGAGCUCACAGGGCUACAGUGGAACUGAGGAGGCAGAAAAUGUCCAUUCCGUUGGCAGACGUCCCUGACUUGAGCGGAAACCAAAGUUUGGCUCCACCAAUGAGAUUUUAUCUUGAUCACGAUUACGAGCGGGAGGUGGCUUGGCCCUCUGCCACUGGCCAGAGGGUCAAGGGACAUUGAGUAGCUGCAGCCAACUUCAGAUCCAGCAGGGAGAGAUCUUCUUAGCUUCCUGCUCAAACUGAUCUCAUUCUAUGUCCUUUUCCAUCUUGCCUUUCAUUAUAGCCUGAUCAUAAGGGCCUGUGUCAUUUCUUUGCGGCAUUCCAAAUUUUAAAUGGCAUAAACCACUUGGGGAGAGGUUUUUCAUUGGAAUCAAAAUCCAUCCAUCCGUUGUGCAACUUGUUGAAAAAUAUCUAAUAAAUGAUGUUGUUUUGAGAGCAUGGACAACUCCGAGCAGGCA
Molecule: messenger RNA, 2262 nt
Organism: Sphaerodactylus townsendi
Lineage: Eukaryota; Metazoa; Chordata; Lepidosauria; Squamata; Sphaerodactylidae
Gene: STYXL1
Product: serine/threonine/tyrosine interacting like 1
Exons: 10
Coding region: 482-1480 (332 amino acids)
Biological process (GO): positive regulation of intrinsic apoptotic signaling pathway; protein dephosphorylation; negative regulation of cytoplasmic stress granule assembly
Cellular component (GO): mitochondrion
Molecular function (GO): protein phosphatase inhibitor activity; protein phosphatase binding; pseudophosphatase activity
Source: RefSeq, a predicted model, not a curated record